AAGCAGUGUUAUCCAACGCAGAGUUGAAUGUCAAAGAGGAAGAGCUUGAAUAACCAAACAAUGCUUGUCUGUGUAAAAUUUCAUACAUUUUUGAUAUUAGCCGUUCGUGUAUUCAGAUAUUUGUAGUAAAGAGAAGAUUUGCACAUCGAAAAUGAGAGAGCGCGUGUAUAUUUUACAAGUUAUUGUUGGUUUUCUCGCGACAAUAAGCAUAAACUGCGACGAUAUUUCCUCCAGUGUUCAGGUGAACCCGGCUUACGAUGAACUCUUUGCUGACGCCAUGCGCCUCUAUAACAAAGAAGAUUGGGAGAAUGCACUUGCGAAAUUCAACGAGGCCAUCGAAGAUUGGCAAAAUGAAAGAAAAUACACGAUUGAGUGUCAACAGAAAUGCAAGAACGAUUUUAAAACGCGAACUGAAUCGUAUUCAAUAGAAUACCUUCGCUACCUGAGCUUCAAGAGAAACUGCACGAGUGCCUGUAUGCUGGGAAAGAUGGGAAACAGACUUGAAGUUUCCAAACACGUACGCCGUCGGUUCGAUGACAGAAUUCCUUACAGCUACAUGCAGUACGCAUAUCAUAAGCACGGUAAUAACAGAAUGGCAGUACAAGCAGCGUCCACCUAUCUCCGUUUGAAUCCGACUGAUGAGCAGAUGAAAGACAACAUGAAGUACUACGGAGAUCUGCCGGAGUUACAGGACAUUGUGUUCGAUGACAUUGAAAGCUUGGCUCCCAUAGAGCAUCACGAGCUGUACGAGAAAGGUCGCAGGGCUUAUAACGCAAAAGAUUGGGAGAAGUCUGUUGAAUAUUUCGAAGAAUCCAUCAAAGAGUACACCAGAGCAUAUAACGAGUGUAAAUGUCUCUGCGAGGUAGAGGUGGACGACAGGCAACAGUAUAUAAGAGGGGGCAUCUAUGGAUAUCACAUGCAGUUGUUGUUAUGUACCCUCGACUGUCCAAGAAAAUUAUCAAUGAUGUUCAACUAUCCCCAAGAGGGAUACUUAAGCAAGCAAUACGACUUCCUUCAUUUCUCGUAUAUACAACUUGGUCGUCAAGACGACGCGUUGCCAUGUGCAGUAACAACCGUUAUGUUAAAUCCUCUCAAUGACCGAGUGCGCUCCAAUCUCGACUAUUACGAAGGGAAAGGCAUCGCCACUGACCAAAUAGCACCGCGGGAGGAAGCGAAAUAUUUUUACGAAGACAUCAAAUCUCAAAUGGAGCUGCUGUUUGAAGUCAAAGCGUAUUUGCUCGACUUGGAUGAAGAAUACAAAGGGACAGAGGAUCUUGCCGAUACAACUUAUGAGACAUUUCAGAAGACUGGUCAGUACCCAGAUGAGAGACCACCAAGCAAUGCGGAGGAAGAGCAGUCUAAAAACGAGGAAGAAUUCAAGGAUGAGCCUUAUAAACGAUUUCCAUCGCCAGCCAAAGAAACUAUCGAAAAAUUUUUACAAGAAAACGAGCGCUUUCAGGAUGCCAAACUGACGAUGUUUGAAGGGGAGCUAAACGGAACGUAUCGUGUGGUGUUCGAUGGUUUAGCGAGCGAAGAUGAAUGUAAAAAACUCACCGAAUUAGGAAUGACACUGGGUCACGCAGGUGAUGGAUACAAGGAUAACCCUAGUCCUCACACGAAAAAAGAGGAAUUUUUAGGGGUAAAUGUGAACAAUGCUACGUGGGCUGCAGCAAAAGGUGACACAAGCUUAGAGAAAGCUGAACUGUACAUGAAUCUGAGUGAAAAAGCGCGAAUUAUAACUGAGGCAUACUUUCGACUAUCGACACCACUUUACUUCAGUUAUACACAUCUGGUCUGCAGAAGAGCCCGUUCAGAGCAACCAUCCAAGGGCAUUCACAUCAGCCACCCCGUCCAUUCGGACAACUGCAUUCUGAAACAUAAUGGCGAAAACGUCACUUGUCGCAAAGAGCAUCCGGCUUAUACGUGGAGAGAUUACAGCGCUAUUCUUUACCUGAAUGAUGACUUCGCCGGAGGGCAGUUUGUCUUCGCGGGAAAAAAUCAAACCAUCGAGGCAAUUGUGAAGCCAAGAUGUGGACGCAUGGUGGCAUUUUCGGCUGGUUUCGAAAAUCUACACGGAGUUCUAGGAAUUAAGCAGGGCAUUCGAUGCGCUUUACCCAUCUGGUUCACGCUUGAUCAGCGCUACGACGAGAAACAAAGAUACGACGCGGCCAAAAUCUUAGACAAUUUACGAAAGGAGGCGAAUACGCAAAAAAAAUUAACAGAGGAUCACAAAGAACUGUAGAUAAGCAUUACAAUGUUGGCAUCUAUAUCGUAUUAUGAGAUGGCAGCAGGCCAAAAACGCUAGGAAAAAUUUUUAUGAUUAAAACAACCCAAAAGGCGAAAAUCCUCUCGAGAAAAUUCGCACUCGGAGCGUUAAACAUUCAAUAGUUCAGAGAGAGGAUUAUUGUAAGGAAGUUUUACACUAUCGAAAAAUACUUUGUAGAAUUAUCAGUUUUUAUCACAAACCAUUUGUCAUAUGUCGGACUUGUCCAGAAAAAAAAACCUUAAGAGGAUUUAAAUCAUGGCGACGCACGUCCAUUUAUUUAUCUCGUGAAUAAAAAAACGUCUCGUCUGACCUACUUGGCUGUCAAUUUUGUCGACUUCACCUGGUUGAAUAGAGUGUUCUUGAUCACUUGCGACAUGAGUCCGUGGAUUGAUUCGAUUGUAGUCUUCGAGCUGAAAAAUUAAUCGGCUUAUGAGAUUGGAAUGUGGAGAAUGCAUAGUCGGGAUGGGAAACGACAAAUUAAAGUUUUUACGAAUUUUUGAAUUAAACUGCUUGACGAUACAAAAUAUCUAGCUAAAUAUCGGUAAAUGUAUAUUCGCUUUUCAAUAAAUACGCAUAUUAACGAA
Molecule: messenger RNA, 2850 nt
Organism: Xenia sp. Carnegie-2017
Lineage: Eukaryota; Metazoa; Cnidaria; Anthozoa; Malacalcyonacea; Xeniidae
Product: prolyl 3-hydroxylase 2-like
Exons: 13
Coding region: 152-2242 (696 amino acids)
Biological process (GO): collagen metabolic process
Molecular function (GO): L-ascorbic acid binding; protein binding; oxidoreductase activity, acting on paired donors, with incorporation or reduction of molecular oxygen
Source: RefSeq, a predicted model, not a curated record